Messenger RNA from Alligator sinensis (Chinese alligator), 342 nucleotides. RefSeq names its product NACHT, LRR and PYD domains-containing protein 12-like. Gene Ontology annotation, molecular function: protein binding. The record is from RefSeq and is a predicted model, not a curated record. The transcript is spliced from 2 exons. NCBI's taxonomy places the organism in Eukaryota, Metazoa, Chordata, Crocodylia, Alligatoridae. Gene Ontology annotation, cellular component: cytoplasm. The annotation marks the transcript as partial.
UGCCGUCUCACACCCGCCUGCUGUGGGGAUCUCGCUGCUGUUCUCGGCACCAGCCCCAGCCUGACGGAGCUGCACCUGAGUGGUAACUCUGAUCUGGGGGAUGGCGGUGUGCGGCUGCUGUGCGAGGGACUGAGACAUCCUAGCUGCAAGUUGCAGACACUGCGGGUGCGGUGGUGUGGUCUCACCGCCGCCUCCUGUGGGGAUCUCGCCGCUGCUCUCAGCACCAGCCCCAGCCUGACGGAGCUGCACCUGAGUGGUAACAAUGAUCUGAGGGAUGGCGGUGUGCGGCAGCUGUGCAGGGGACUGAGACAUCCCAGCUGCAAGUUGCAGACACUGCGGUAA